Molecule: messenger RNA, 1260 nt
Organism: Grosmannia clavigera kw1407
Lineage: Eukaryota; Fungi; Ascomycota; Sordariomycetes; Ophiostomatales; Ophiostomataceae
Exons: 2
Coding region: 1-1260 (419 amino acids)
Source: RefSeq, a predicted model, not a curated record
AUGAACUACGCCAGCAUGAUUGACGAAAAAGGUCUAAAGAAAGGCUUCAUCGUCGCCACCCUCAUCUCCACCAUCAUCGGCACCUUCACCACCGGCAUCGGCCUGUACGAUCGUAUCCGUGACCACUCCCGCCAGCACCACACCGACCACGCGCAGGACCACAGGAUCGACGAUCUCGAGCAUCGCAUUGACCGCCUCGAUCGCCGUGACCGUCUCGACCGACACGAUGGUUUUGGCGGCGGCGCCGGAUACCUCUCGCCCAACGCGGUCGGCGAUGCCGUCUAUGCGGCCCUCUCAUCUGCGCCUACGGCUAUCCGCCGCGAGUACGAGGGGCUCCUGGCUUCUGCCGGUCCUCGUUUCGCCCAAGGAGACGCCACGGCCCGCCUCCAGCUGCAGGCCCUCCUCAUCGACCUGCAGUCGUCUGUGAUUCAGCAGCUGCAGGAAGCCCUGGACCGCCGCAGCUACCGCCGCAGUUCGAGCAACCCCAGAGGCGGGAGAGUGGACGAUCGGUACGGCUUCUCAUCCGAGCGUCUGGCCGAGGCUGCAGACCGCGCUCGCAACGGCAGCAUCCGCGCUCUGCGGGAACAGCACCAGCGCCUGCUGGAAGACUCUACACCGCACCGACCGCUCUCCCACCACUCCAACGACUAUCUGGAAUAUGCCGAUGGCCGUGAGGACACCGGCCUGUUCUGUCCCUACGCCCUGCAGCUGCAGCGCAACCCCCGGACGCCGAUGGACUUGGAUCUGGACGGCGACGACACUGCCAUUUCCGACACAACGGCCGCUUUCUGUCCCUCUUGCGCCGGCCGUCUGGAGAUCUCGCCAGACUACGCGUGGAAGAUUCAAAAGUCCGUUGUGGUUGGCCAGCGGUUCGACAGGGAUGACGAUGACCGGGAUGCCGGUAGAAAUCACCACAGAAGAGGCGCUAGUAUGCACUCGCACAGUGUUGUUGAUGACGUCGAGGACCGCGUUUUCGUGCUCAGCAACCGAUUCGUCGUCAAGUGCCACCAGACCGCCAAGGUGGUUGAAGACCAUGAGAGCCGCCACGCCGGGUUUUCCAUGCUGAAGCCGUCGUACGCUUGCUGUCUGUGCGAGGAGCGCGGGCGCUAUUCCGGCCGUGGGCGGAGCUCUUCAUCCCGCGUGGCCGUGUGCAGCAACAUGACGAACCUGGUUGACCACGUGUGUGACGAGCACAGCAUCAAGGAGCUGAUGGCAGACCCAGACAUUCACGAAGUCGAGCCGCGGCGGGAGCGGUGGUAG